Messenger RNA from Lethenteron reissneri (Far Eastern brook lamprey), 462 nucleotides. It is a transcript of the gene RPL36, whose product is annotated as ribosomal protein L36. Gene Ontology annotation, molecular function: structural constituent of ribosome. The record is from RefSeq and is a predicted model, not a curated record. Gene Ontology annotation, cellular component: ribosome. Gene Ontology annotation, biological process: translation. NCBI's taxonomy places the organism in Eukaryota, Metazoa, Chordata, Hyperoartia, Petromyzontiformes, Petromyzontidae.
GCUCAGACGACUUCCGCCGCCGCCGGAAGUGACUUAACCUAGCGUGCAACGCGAAACCCUCUCUUCCGGUAUCGUCGCCAUCAGCACCAGCACGAUGGCGAUCCGCUACCCGAUGGCCGUUGGCCUCAACAAAGGCCACCCGACCACCAAGAACGUCGCCAAGCCGCGGCAGUGCCGCCGCCGUGGGCGCCUGACCAAGCACACAAAGUUUGUGCGCGACCUGAUCCGCGAGGUGUGCGGCCACGCGCCCUACGAGCGCCGCGCCAUGGAGCUGCUCAAGGUGUCCAAGGACAAGCGCGCGCUCAAGUUCAUCAAGAAGCGGCUUGGCACCCACACCCGUGGGAAGAGAAAGCGUGAGGAGCUCAGCAACAUCCUGGCCGCCAUGAGGAAGGCCGCCUCCAAGAAGGAGUGAAGUCCCACCCCUCCCCCCCACUCUUCAAUAAAAACCGUGGACUAUUGGAA